Messenger RNA from Toxorhynchites rutilus septentrionalis, 1877 nucleotides. RefSeq names its product transmembrane protein 11 homolog, mitochondrial (gene Pmi). Gene Ontology annotation, cellular component: mitochondrial inner membrane. Gene Ontology annotation, biological process: inner mitochondrial membrane organization. The transcript is spliced from 5 exons. Bases 225 to 767 code for a protein of 180 amino acids. The record is from RefSeq and is a predicted model, not a curated record. NCBI's taxonomy places the organism in Eukaryota, Metazoa, Arthropoda, Insecta, Diptera, Culicidae.
ACUUCACUUGUCAAUCGGCGGAGCAUUCCGUGUGCCAGGGGAAAAAUCCGCAAGUUUCGGUGUCGUUAAAGCGGAUAAAACAAGUUUCCAGCUUCCAAAGCCGCCCCAAAAUGUCCGAUGAAACAACUGAAUUAGAACAGAGUAAUUAGCUUUGCAUACGUGACCAGUGAGAACCGCUGGGCAGCACUAAGGGAAAUUGGGUAAUUCUCCUGGUUUUACAGGCAAUGUCAGCUUUCGAAGAACUGAAACGGCUCAGCCCAAUCGAUGAGCUGAAAUCUCCCACGGUACACGUGAUUCGUGAAGUGUACGAAGGCGAAAAUGCGCACGAGACGUUUGUGCUGGAACUGGACAAAGCACUUUACGCCAGGGCGGAUUAUAUUAUCAUUGAACCGACGCGUUUGGGCGAAGAAACGGGACGUUGGAUUGCCGUCGGGAACUGCCUGCACAAAACAGCAUUAUUCAGUGGCGUAGCUUCGGUGGCAGCUGGCCUGAUAUGGAGGGAUAUAUUGUUUCUCUGUACUCCCCUGUGUGCAGUAUCAGUAUUCUGCACUGGAUUGUACACAAUAUCUUGGUCGUACGACCCCUGUGUUCAGUAUCAAGUUGAGAAAAACCCCAAAAGCCUGUCGAAAGUACCAAACGUGAACGAUUUUUCGUCCCCGAUAGUGUUAGUCUACACCAGUAAUAAGUACUCGAAGUACACUCACCGGAUCGUAACGCUGCUCGCAAGUUCAUACUGCGCAUGGCGCAUUUAUCAGCUUUUCAAAUAAUUUCAGAGCAUCCGUUUGAAAAGUAGGAUUCUUGUUGGCAGCCGGCUUUGGACAGGGAUUUUGAGUUGAAGUUGUAUCAGUUCUCCGAGUGCUUGAUCGCCAGCAUUCGUCUCAGUAAAUUAUUCCGUUUCGGGUCAAGGAUACUAGAUGGAAACAGUAACACUCUUCGCGAAUAUUUAAUUUAAGCCACCGGAACAUGCUGUCUUGUUGUUUUGAGGCUGCGUUUCAAUAUGAUGAUUAGACGAUGAAACAAGGCAAGAAAAAAAAUUUUCGGUGAUCUAUGGAAGGUUCCUGGAUGAUCACAGAUUCCAGAGAGUGUUGAUUCUGGGGCAUUGAUUGAACCUGGUCCAGUGUAUUGAAAAAAAAAAAACAAACAAUUCCCAAACUCAAGCAAAGCUUUUGUGGGCUGCAUUUGGCCGCUGGUGGAGCUAUUCCUGCUAUUGGGAUCUUACACUCGACAUCAUCAUACAACUGACUGCCUAUACAAUUAAACUGGUAUCACAUUGAUAUCCGAUUAUGAUUGGGCCAAAGUUUUCUCGUUACUAUUCGUUUCAGUUUUAAGGAUAGCAAGAAGUUUCAUAUGAAGAUUGAAGUCGAUCAUGUUUCCCGAUUCUGUGAGUAGUAUUUCGUUAUUUUACUUCUGUGUUUUAUCAUUUGUUCAUUUUUGUUGAAAUUGAAUCGAAUUUCGGUAUAAAGUGAUAUUAGGAAAGUAGUAAACUUUCGUAUUCGCAGAGUUCACGAUUUCUGCUCGGAUCAAAGAGGUUAUGUAUCCUAAUGCAUUUAAGUAAAAGGCAGGUAGCGGAUAUUAAGUGAAUUUGGUCAAAAUACUUAGCUGCACAAGAGGUAGAUAAAUCCGUUUUUAGUUUUGCUCAAAGAUUGAAUCUUUCAUUUUAAUAAUUUUUUGUUCAAAGAAACUGCUUAAGAUAUUCUCCAAAAGACAUUAGUAGUAGAAAAACGAUGCUUAGAGCUAUAAAAAUCAUGUGUCUAGAGAAAGAUGAGAAUAUCUAUAUGUGGUAGUAUUACGUUGUAAUGUAUGGAACAAGCCACUAAAAGUGGAAUUAAGCGAACUGUGUAAAAAGUAACUUAUCUUUGAAGAAUAAUACUAUAGAA